CUGGGUCAGCCAGCUGUACUGUUCCUCCCUCUUCUCUUCCGCAUCGCAGCAGAGCGCCGGCAGCGGAUCACCCACCGCCAACCCUAGCUUCGCCUGAGCUGAGGCAGCAGCGCCCGCCGUCGAGGAGGUCACCUGAUGGUGUCCAUGAGCACGACGCCGCACCCUCUCGAUUCGUCCGUCCCGGGCGUCGGAGGAGGAGGCGGCGGCGGCGGGGAGGGCAAGGAGGCGGCGCGCCGGGUGCGCCUGGUGCAGGCCGCCGCGCCCACGGCCGUGCCGCUAGGGGACGAGGACGACGAGGGGCCCAGGAGGGUGCGGAAGCCAUACACCAUCACCAAGUCGCGCGAGAGCUGGACCGAGCCCGAGCACGACAAGUUCCUCGAGGCGCUGCAGCUGUUCGAUCGUGACUGGAAAAAGAUUGAAGCUUAUGUUGGCUCCAAGACAGUAAUACAGAUCAGGAGUCACGCCCAGAAGUACUUUUUGAAGGUUCAAAAGAAUGGAACAGGUGAGCAUUUGCCCCCACCUAGGCCAAAACGGAAGGCUGCCCAUCCAUAUCCACACAAAGCCUCAAAAAAAGCGCUUCAAGUUGUCUUACCGCAACAAGCUUCUCAUAUAAUGGAACAAGGCUGUGGUACAUCUAUGGAUACAGCUACUGUUGCUACUGACUUAAGUGCAAAUGAUGCUUUUCUUUCUUGGGAGAAUGAUCCUGUUCAACAAUUCAGUCCGAGGCAUACACAAGGUUCAGGUGCAACAAAUAAUUACUCUAGUAGCAUAGGUAGCCAAUCUGGAACUUGGCCAACUUCUGAGGCUACAGAGCAAGCAGUUAUGCUUCCAGCACUGCGCGCCAUGCCAGACUUUGCUCGUGUAUACAGCUUCCUUGGGAGCAUAUUUGAUCCAGAGACAAAUGGGCAUUUGCAAAAGUUGAAGGAGAUGGAUCCUAUUGAUGCUGAAACGGUACUGUUGCUGAUGAAAAAUCUGUCAAUCAACCUAACUAGCCCAAACUUUGAGGAACAUAGGAGGUUGCUUGCUUCACAUGACUCAAGCAUGGAUCAAGAUGUGGGCUCUUCACACACCGUUCAUCUUCCAUUCAUGAUAACGAGCAAGUGAGAGAAGGUCCCCUCCUUUGAGCACCCAAGGCGUUGGAGUCACUGCGGAGCAUGGCACCGUGCUGGGUGCUGGCCACAUGUUGUAGUGUCGCAUGUGUACAUAGGCAGCUCCUGGUAAUGCCCUAACCACCUUAGGCUAGUUUUGCUCAUCAUGUAGAUGGCCGGCUAGUUUUAUGUGCCUGUGGUUCCUUGCCCUGUCAAUUUUCCCCGUUUUAACUUAUAUGUAUGAGCCUGCUGGUUUGUUAUGGUAUGCCCUUGGGCUUACCUUUUUCCGGUACAAGGAAUGAAAGAUGGAUGGUAUACAAUCAAUGGUGUGUAGUUUUUGCUGUAUGUAUAUAUGCACGCGGCUGUAUGUGUACAGUCUAACAAACUGCCGUUGUAAUGCAUAGUUGAGGUUGCAUGAUUCUACAGCGGUUCUUGUCAA
Messenger RNA from Setaria italica (foxtail millet), 1527 nucleotides. Its product is annotated as protein REVEILLE 6. The record is from RefSeq and is a predicted model, not a curated record. Gene Ontology annotation, molecular function: DNA binding. The transcript has 9 exons. NCBI's taxonomy places the organism in Eukaryota, Viridiplantae, Streptophyta, Magnoliopsida, Poales, Poaceae. Bases 136 to 1104 code for a protein of 322 amino acids.